GCCCGGCCCGGUGGGUGCCACGGGAGCCCCGCAGAGACUGAACCGAUCGAUCACCCCCGGGGGGAGCCCCCACGGAUCGAUCGAAGCGACCCUUCCGGGGCUUCCGGGGGAGGCCGGACCGACAGAUCACGGAGAGCACGAGUGGAGCCGUCCCGGUGAUCCCGGAGAGCCCCUCUGGAUCCAUCCCGGUGAUCCCGGAGAACCAGAACUGAUUGAUCCCGGAAAGCCCGACUGGAUCGAUCAAUCCCGGUGAUCCCGGAGAACCAGAACCGAUUGAUCCCGGAGAGCCCCUCUGGAUCCAUCCCGGUGAUCCCGGAGAGCCAGAAGCGAUUGAUCCCGGAAAGCCCGACCGGAUCAAUCCCGGUGAUCCCGGAGAGCUCGAACUGAUUGAUCCCGGAGACCACGAGUGGAUCCAUCCCGGUGAUCCCGGAGAGCCCAAACCGACCGGUCCCACUGGAUCCAUCCCGGUGAUCCCGGAGAGUUCGAACCGAUUGAUCACGGGAGAGCCCGACCGGCCCCUUCGCGACCUUUCCGUGUGCCCCGGACCCACCCCGAGAGACCCCGAAGGGACCGACGACCCCCCCCCGACCCCCGCCGGCUCCAUCGCGGCGCUCCCGGAGGAUCGAGCCCACCCACCCCCAUCCCACGCGGGAUCAUGAGCCCCGCGCUGCUCUCGCUGCUCCUGGGCACCCUCGGGGUCAUCGCAGGGUCGCUGGGCUCCUCCUUCGAGCUGUGGACGGAGCCCGAGGUGCUGGUGGUGGAACACGGGGGGUCCCUCCGGCUGACGCUGAGGGCGACCUGCAACGACUCGCGGGGCUCCGGGGGGGUGGAAACGGCCAACAGGAAGAGGACGAGGCUGAUCAAGCCGGGGGAGGUGGAGGUGGAGCUGCUCGAGGUCACCGAGGGGAAGAACAACCUCUUCGUGUACUACACGUGCAACGGCCGGAGGGAGCAGAGGGACGUCCCGCUCCUCAUCUACCACUUGCCCCAGCGGCCGGAGGUGGCGGCGGUGCCGGCGCUGGCGGCGGGGCAGGCGUGGGAGCUGCUCUGCGCCGUGGCCGGGGCUGCUCCCCUGCGGAACCUGACGGUGACCCUGCGGCUCGGCCCCCACCUGGUGCUGAGCACCCAAGAGUUCCAGGGGGACGAGGGGCCCCGCGAGGUGCGGGUGACGCGCAGGGUGACGCUGGCGGCCGGGCACGACGGGCAGAACGUCACCUGCGAGGCGCGGCUCGACCUGGCGCCCUUCGGGCCCAACGUCAGCGUGGCCUCCGAGCCCCGCACGCUCAGGGUCUGUGAGGUCCCCAAGCCACGGCUGGACGUGUCCAGCACCACCCCGACAGCAGGCACGGCCCUCACCGGGCGCUGCUCGCUGCCCCCCGAGCCCUGCACCGACUUCCACGCGCGGGUCCUGGCCGGGAACCGCGUCCUGGCGGGGUGGGGACCCUCCCCGCGGGCUUUCAGCGUGACCGUGGGCGAGGAGCACGACGGGCUGGAGCUGAGCUGCGAGGCGGAGCCGGCCCGGGGCUCCGAGAGCUCCGGAUCGCUCAGGAGGAGCGACAGCACCCGCAUCUCCGUCUACGUCCAACCCCGGCUGGACGACUCGGGCUGCCCCCCGGAGCAGAACUGGACGGAGGGGCGGGAGGAGACGCUGCGGUGCCGGGCGCGGGGGAACCCCCGGCCCUCGGUGAGCUGCGCCCGGGACCGGGACGGGAGGAGCUUCCCGGUGGGAAUUCCGAGCCCCGCGGGCCGAGACCACGCCGGAAUCUACUGGUGCAGGGCCACCAACGAGCUGGGAGAGGACGAGCGCAGCGUCACCGUCCACGUCCACUACAGCGACCACAACGUGCUGGUGCCGGCGCUGCUGGGGGCUCUGGGGGUCGCGGGGGUCGCCGCCCUGGCCCUGGCGGGGCACAGGAUCUACCACAGGAAGACGAAGAUCAGGAAGUACCGGCUGCAGGAGCAGGAGCGGCAGCGACAGCGGCAGAUGGAGAUGGCACGGGCCGGGGGGGGGACAGCGGGCUGCUCCUCGGGGGAGGGGACCGCCCUCAACGGCUCCGCUCCCAACGCUCCGUAGGCGGGGAGAGGCGGUGGAGGGGCUGGAAAACCCCCCAUCCCCCGGAAAGCCCCCCUGCCCAUCCCCACAGGACGGGAGCCACCGACUCGUCCCCAUCGGGGAUGGUGACUUUGGGGACAAACGGUGACGUUGGGGACAGCCGGUGACGUUGGGGACAGCCGGUGACGUUGGGGGGCUCCACGACCAGAGUGUGUCCCCCCACCUCCCAGGGGUGGGGACAGAGAGAGAGAGAGGGAGGUGGCAGCUCCCAGACGGCCCGGGAAGUGAAUCCCGGGGGAAUUGGAAUGGUGAGAUCCAACCAACACCCCCCCCCACCCUCCACGCUCCAUCCCCAUCCGUGGAUCUCCAGAUCUCCCAAACUUUCCCCCUUGGGACACCCCCACACACCUCCGGAGGAGGUUUUUAGGGUGGCCAUGGUGAUAUUUGGUGGAGGGGGGGUGGUCCUGGAGCUUCCAGGUGGGACACAUGGGCUGAAUUCCCGGGAUUUUGGUGCUGGCAGGAGGGCAGAGGAGCCCAAGAGAGAGAGAGAGAGAGAGAGGAGGGGUAGAUGGAGCCACCAGAAAGGGUGGGGUGGAAG
Molecule: messenger RNA, 2651 nt
Organism: Myiozetetes cayanensis
Lineage: Eukaryota; Metazoa; Chordata; Aves; Passeriformes; Tyrannidae
Product: intercellular adhesion molecule 1-like
Exons: 6
Coding region: 656-2074 (472 amino acids)
Biological process (GO): cell-cell adhesion
Cellular component (GO): membrane
Molecular function (GO): integrin binding
Source: RefSeq, a predicted model, not a curated record